GCGUAGCGCUUAUCAUAGAUGUCAUGCUUAAAUAAUAUAUAACUAAAAUGAAGGAAUAUACGUGAGCCUUGUAUCGAUCACUGACUGUCUAUGUGACAGUGACAAUAUCAUCCGGUUGACCGCGGUCAUCGCAAGCUCUCUCCCGCUCGAAACAUGAAAACGGCCGCUGAUAAAAGUGCGGUUGACGUUGAUUACGCAUUUGCAGCACGAUUCAAACAUGGCUGCGCCCACAGAGAGCAAGGAUGCUGGUUUUACAGUCUCUAAUGGUCAGUCAACAGCUGAAAAUGCUCCACUACAGUAUAGUCUUAUUUUGGAUCACCUCAUCGGUGAUAAAAGGAAAAUUAAAGACUUAAAUCCGACGGUUAUGGGGGCUUUGCCGAGUCCACAGAAAACGGAUGAGCAGAAGAUGAUCGAGAGGGGAAUGGAGAGCUGCGCUUUUAAAUCCCUUAUCGCAUGUGUCGGAGGGUUUGUGUUGGGAGGUGCUUUUGGGGUCUUCACAGCUGGCAUCGACUCCAACGUUGGUCUCGAUCCCAAAGACCCCCUAAAAACUCCCUCAGCGAGGGAAGUUUUGAGAGACAUGGGGCAGAGAGGAAUGUCGUAUGCAAAAAACUUUGCCAUUGUGGGUGCGAUGUUUUCAUGCACAGAGUGUAUCAUUGAAUCACAUCGUGGAAAAUCUGAUUGGAAAAAUGCUGUUUAUAGUGGCUGUAUUACAGGAGGUGCAAUUGGAUUCAGAGCUGGUCUCAAGGCUGGAGUUCUGGGCUGUGGAGGGUUUGCUGCCUUUUCUGCUGCUAUUGAGUAUUACCUCCGAUGAGCAUCAGCUUUAGGACUAUUAUUGUGUACCGUGUCCAUUUCCUCACGGUGUGUUUGAAACACAACACGGAGAACAUUUUCAGUGCAAUCUUCUGUCCUACUGAUCACUGCUAUAAGUCUCACCAGAAGAGGACUAGAAUGCUCUGUUGUCUGAGUGGACCAAUAGGAUUACAAACCUGAAGAGAAGUUUUGUGCAUAGGUUUUACGGAGGAUGUGCAGACCUCGUCUUAAAUGAUUAUUAUACCAUCUGCCCAUUGGCUAGACAACAAACCAUCUGAUGGUGCACAUCACCCUUGAUGACAUCCCUGGACAAUAUUUAUAUAUUUUGACCAGUCAAUCUUCCUAUAAAGUUUCAUUAUUAGUAACCCCUGACAUGUUUUGUGUGUGUGUGUGUUUUUUUUUGUCUAUUAAUUAACUCCUUACUGUCGCGGGCCCACAGGUGGGCCCAAUUGUUUAUGUAACUUAAACAAACAGCCUCUUCUAAAACUAAAAUAACUGUGACAAACUACACAUCGGUGGAAAGCUAAGAGAAUGCAUUUAUCAUAUUUCAUCACCAUUUAGCAAAAGAAUGAUGUAGUGUGCAGAAUUUUGUAAAAUAUCACAGGCGGGCCCAGGUUGUUAUUACCUAUUUAUAACACUAAUAUCCUACUCUAUACCUAAAAUAAUUUUGAAGACCUGUGUAUUAUUGUAAACUUUCAAGAAAUUAGUUUUUAUUUUAUAAUAAUGCAGUGACAGUAAUGUAUCAAUUUGUUACAAGAAUAUGCAACAAACCAAUGACACCUAGUGGUUGUUGAUGGUAAAUGUACCUCAGUUUUUGUGUUUUAAACUUCAAAUUUGGAUCAAAGCUUGUUUUUGUUUAGCAUUUUUGGCAUGAAACAUUAACAUUUUUCUAGAUUUUUAAUAUAAAACACAAUUUAAGUUUAUUUUGAUGAACAAAAAUAACGCUAUAAACUGCUAAACUUUCAUUUAACCCUUGUGGGUUGUUCAAACUCACUACCCUUUCGGGUUGUUUGUGUACAAAAAUGGCACUAA
Paramisgurnus dabryanus is the source of this 1842-nucleotide messenger RNA. RefSeq names its product translocase of inner mitochondrial membrane 22 homolog (yeast) (gene timm22). Gene Ontology annotation, biological process: protein insertion into mitochondrial inner membrane. The record is from RefSeq and is a predicted model, not a curated record. Gene Ontology annotation, molecular function: transmembrane protein transporter activity. Lineage: Eukaryota; Metazoa; Chordata; Actinopteri; Cypriniformes; Cobitidae. Gene Ontology annotation, cellular component: TIM22 mitochondrial import inner membrane insertion complex.